UAAAACAGGAUAUAUUAAGGUAAGAACUCAGUUCUUGUUACUCACUUUUUCAGCUGGUCACCAACGAAGAACCGAGCUUCAAACGGUCAGACGAGAAAUCAGAAGAAGAAGUAAGAAAGCUAAAGGAAUCAUGCACAUCUACUGGACAAGUGUGGUGGCCUUCGUGGCAAUUCUAAGGUGUACAACCGCUGAUCCAAUGAUCUAUGGCACUGCAGACUUGGAGCACGACUGGGCCGAGGCCUUCAAGUUGAUCAUCACUGUCAAAAUGCAGUACCCUGUCUCCAACGGUUGGAGGAUGGCACUGAUAUUUUCGCAACCAAUUAAAAAGAUUGACGUGUGGCGAGCAGAAUGGAUGGACACUGAGGUAUCUAAAGACAAAACGAUACACGCUCUCAAGGAUUUGUAUUUUACCAAAAAACUGGAGAAUGGAACGACCCUCACGUUUGCUGUGGUGGCUUACAAAAGCCAGAAAAACAGACGCCCUGGCAACGUCACGGUUCUGUUUAAGGGUGGAAACGUCAUUCCUAGACUCCCUACCGAGCCCCCACCAACAACACCGCUUCAACAGCUAAUCCCGAUAUAUCAACUGAAGCCAAUUGACGAGUCUGAUUCUGGAUUUAAAAUGAUCAUUGAAUAUAAAGUUCCAGGGACCGUGCAAGACUGGAGAAUAUCACUCAAGUUCACCAAGAAUAUUAGCACUCGAAACUUUGUCAUCGACAAGGCGAUGGUCACGCUUCCAAAAGAACCGACAAACGACUCUUUCUGUCUCAGACCCAGGCCAUAUAACGAGAACCUCAAGGCCAAUACGACUCUACUACUCGAGUUUAGCUGCCACAAAGCCAAGUUGUACGAGGCCGCGCCGAAUGCAUUCUUCGUUUUCCAUCCCGAUUCAGCGAUAUGCGAGGACUUUGACCUCCCUGCUCCAGUCCCCGGACACGCUGUCCCGCUGGAAACCGCCACGGCAACGGUGAUUCGUCAGUGGCCGCCGAGUAACUUUAAGAUGAAGUUUGAGCUGCAGGUGAUCAAUUCUGUUCGAGGGGGCUGGAGAAUCGCUUUGCAGUUUUCCAAGCCAGUGGCAGAAAUAUCCAACCUGAACACUGCAAAAUUUGUCAGCAAGUCCAAAGACGGCCUUACUUAUUACAUCGACAAUUUCCCGGGGCAGAUCCAGAAGGCUAACUUGAAGCAGUGCGAGAAGAUUCAAAUCGAGUUCUCCGCCAAGUUGGCAUCUAGUUCAAACAAGCCGCUGACAGCUGAAGUCCUGUUUGAAAGAAAGGAACCUGAAUAUGCCGAGGUUAACAUUCAAGGAACGUGUCCAACUAAAAGUUCAUGAGCAGAGACAUUCAGGGAAAGAUGAUGUCACAGAUGAUGGACAGUUAUCGAAACAUGAUGGGGUUUUAAUUCUGUAAUGUUGCAUACUUUGAAUGAAAUUUCAAUAUCGGGGUUAAACAAAGACACGAAGUAGAAUGAAACCAAAGUUUGAUGCAUAUCUUAAAUAGACAGGUCUUGUUUUCACCCGCCCAGUCGGAUCUAGAGUCAAUGUGGUAUGUAUGUGCACAAAAUCCUAUUUUGAGGCGAAUCGAAUGAAAGCUGAGUUUUGCAGCAUUUUAUAUGGUAACAUUUGUAAGGAUGUAGCCGAAGCGAUCUGUCUUGCAGGGAUAGUAAAGAGCGUGCUCACGGGAUAGGGGUGGGGAGGAGGAUGGAUGAUUAAGGAUCUAUCCUACGCUUUUCAAUUCAUUGGUAUAUUUUUAACGUGCUUUUAGAACGUGCUUGGUCGAAUCUAUCAGCGUCCGCGGAUAAAGCUAUUGCUCCACGUGAUCAAUUUUAACGGGAGCCAUAAUCGGGGACGUCCCCGAUUAUGGCUCCUGGUAACCCUUGAUCCAAAAAUAUCCCUUGUUCCCGUAUAAUAAGUGAUCAUGUACUCUUCCAACCCCCCCC
Molecule: messenger RNA, 1935 nt
Organism: Orbicella faveolata
Lineage: Eukaryota; Metazoa; Cnidaria; Anthozoa; Scleractinia; Merulinidae
Source: RefSeq, a predicted model, not a curated record